This is a messenger RNA of Emys orbicularis (European pond turtle), 4294 nucleotides long. RefSeq names its product family with sequence similarity 117 member B (gene FAM117B). The record is from RefSeq and is a predicted model, not a curated record. Bases 1 to 1782 code for a protein of 593 amino acids. The transcript has 8 exons. Lineage: Eukaryota; Metazoa; Chordata; Testudines; Emydidae.
AUGUCCCACCAGCGCGUGAGGCGCAAUGGCUCCCCCACCCCUGCUACCUCCUUGGGGGGAGGGGGAGCAACCGUGGCGGCAGGCGGGGGAGCGAGCAGCCGCCUGCAGCCCAUGAGGGCCACGGUGCCCUUCCAGCUCAAGCAGCAGCAGCAACAUGGCAGCCCCACGAGGAGUGGCGGCGGCGGCGCGUGCGCCUCAGGCGGGGGUCUCUCACGCGCGGCGCCUGCCUCGCGCAGCACCAGCCCCACGCGCGCAGCGCCCCCGAACGGCGGCAGCGCGCGCGCCAGCCCCGCGGUGGCCACGCAGACGCCCGGGGGAGGGGGUGGCAGCGGCCCCGCCGCCUCUGUCUCCUCGCGUGGCAGCCCCACGCGCGCCGGCGGGGCGGGAGCGCGUGGGAGCCCCCCGCGCCCUCACCAACUGCCGCCCCCUCCUCCCCCGCCGCCCCCUCCGCUGCCAGGCUCUGUUCUGUCCCCCUGCGCCUCCCCCGUCCCGCCCUUGCCGGAGGGCAGUGCCACUGCCUCGGCUGGCAGGGUCCGGCAUCGCCAGCGGCGGCGCUCCCCAGAGCAGGGCAGGAGCUCCCCGGAGAGGAAGAGCCCCAGCUCCCCCGUCUGCAAAGUUGACAAAUCACGACCGCCUUCAUCAAGCCCUUCCAGUAUAAUUCGCCGCACUUCCUCACUGGAUACACUUGCUGCUCCCUACCUCGCUGGACAAUGGCCUCGUGAUAAUCAUGGACAGGCUGCUCCCUGUAUGAGGGACAAAGCCACGCAGACAGAGAGUGCCUGGGCUGAAGAAUAUUUAGAAAAGAAGAAAGGAUCUCACAAGCGUUCAGCAUCCUGGGGCAGCACAGACCAACUCAAGGAGAUUGCAAAAUUGCGUCAGCAGUUGCAGAGAAGUAAACACAGCAGCAGGCAUCAUCGGGAUAAAGAAAGACAGUCUCCAUUCCAUGGUAACCAUGCAGCCAUUAAUCAGUGUCAGGCUCCCAUCCCAAAAAGUGUAAUUGUUCCUGUUAUACCCAUAACCAAAUCGACAGGAUCACGUUUCCGGAACAGCAUAGAGGGGCUGAAUCAGGAGAUUGAGAUAAUAAUUAAGGAGACAGGAGGCAAGGAAGAACAGCUGAUUCCGCAAGAUAUUCCAGAUGGGCACCGUGCUCCCCCUCCGCUGGCGCAGCGCAGUAGCAGUACUCGCAACAUGGAUACCCAAACACCCGGUGGAGCAGACAGAGGCAGUAACAACAGCAGCCGUUCCCAGUCUGUGUCCCCCACCUCGUUUCUUACUAUCUCAAAUGAGGGCAGUGAGGAGAGCCCUUGCUCUGCUGAUGAUCUUCUUGCUGACUCCAGAGAUAAAGAGAAUGGGAACAACUCUCCCUUGCCCAAAUAUGCUACCUCGCCAAAACCCAACAACAGCUACAUGUUCAAGCGUGAACCUCCUGAGGGCUGCGAGAAGGUGAAAGUCUUUGAGGAAAGUUUGCCAAAGCCAUUGCAUGAAAUUCCAGCCUUCUACUGUCCUGACAAGAACAAAGUGAAUUUCAUUCCUAAAAGUGGCUCUGCUUUCUGCCUUGUCAGUAUUCUCAAACCACUUCUUCCCACACCGGAUCUUACGCUCAAAGGCACUACUCAUAGCCUGACUGUCUCCUCUGGCAUGACAUCUAAUUUGCUACAGCCCAUUGCCAUGGCCUCUCUGUCUGCAAACACUGAGCAAGACCGGAUCUCUCGUGGAACAAGUACAGUAAUACCACAGACCUCUAUACUCCAGCAAUCAGGACAUAUCGAAGAAGCUGAGUGAUGAGUUUCCAUUGUGCAGGCAUUGUUCUGGAGAGACUGCUAGGAAGACCUUGUUUAAACUAGUUGUGACUGGUCACACCUGUUUGUUCAUUUUAACAGCUCAUGACAUUGUCAUAGUCAUAUUCUCCUGAUCUCCAUGACUAUAUUGGUAGCAUGCUGAGAAAUCUAGGAGGAAGCAGCAGAAGAAGCAGUGCUAUACUCUACUUGUGAAGACUCGCGUUCAAUUUCUCGCCUGCCUUUUUUUUUUUUUUUUUUUUUCCCCAAGCUCUGAUAAGACAAAGACUGUUACUAAUUCUUUGCCAUUGGAAGGAUCAGUUAUUGUGAUGCUUUGUGUCCUUUAGACUUUUUCAACAACAACAAACAUUUUGAGAGACAGCUGAUGCCAGCAACCACUGUAACUUGCAGAGGGAGGGAUAACCAUAUGGCACUGCAAGACCCAUCUUUUGUAUGAAAAUGAAUAUUUUAUAACAAGUUUGCAUUUUCUGAUACAGAGCAGGAUGUUCAAAAGACACUUUCAUAGCCACUGUUUUCCCUUCUUUGGGUAGUACGUUUUUCUCAGCUGUUUUCCAGCUGCUGGGACCAAAGGAUUGUUGAAAUACUUUAGCAGUCUCCGUCAUGUGACCUUGUUCAACAGUCCCUACCCCCAACAAAAGCAAAUAAAUUAAUGCAUACAAAAUGUAAAACAAAAGGAAAGAAAAAACAAUAUUAGUAUGUUAUGUGCAUUUGGUUUUGAUAUCAGAGGUUUGUGCUUUGGUAAACCACAUUGUUCUUGAACUGCUACUCCCUAGAUAGAAUUCCUGUGUACAUUUAAUUACAUGGGCAGAAAAUAGCAUUUUAGAGCACUUGUGCCAGUAGCGUAAUCACUUUUCCCUAGAACUUUUGUUUGGGUUAAAAAAUGUCUCUUCCCUGCCUCCACCCAAACAAACAAACAAAAACAAAACCUACAAAAACAAAACCUGCCACUUGGCUCUUGAGAGAUCUCUUGGUUACUUGUGUAAUUCGGUCUGAAUCAUGCAUCAGUUUUUGGCACAAAAUUCACUCUGUUGUGGCUGAUCACUGUACUAUAGACUCUAGCCACAUGAUACUGAAAUGGCUAUGCAUGAUUCCUCAUCCUUGUCAUAAUGCUGUUUUGUGGGUGUGUUGAGGGUAGUAGUUUGUUAGGCAUGGUAUUUGUUACACAGCAGUCAACAGCAACAGAUAUGUUCUCCCUUUUUGACUAGCAACAUUGUCAAGUGUGUCAGAGAGAGGAUAUGUUGAUGCCUGGUUCUGGUUUGCAGCUGUUACCAGUUUCCUUUAUGCCUCUGUGGUUCUUUGACAGUUGAAAUAAAAAAUGAAAAUGGGGAGGGAUGUUCAAAGAGAGCUUGUUCAGGGACUGCAGUGAAGUUUCUCCCAGAGUACUGAAAUGCACUUCUUGUCUUUAGAUAAAUAUCACAGUCCAAACAUCUGCAACUGCUUUAAUACCAAAAUAUCUUCAGGUUACAAAAAUCAGUGGACAGAAUCCCUGUUUUGGGGAGGUGGCUUCAGUCAUUUCAAAGUAGGUGUUUCAAUGUAUAGUCUCUGGGUCUGAAUAGUCACCCACUGCAUAUGUGCAGCUCUCAUUGACUUACAUACAAACAACUCCCAUGGAUCAGCUGCAUAAUCACACACCUGUUUGUAAUUGCAUCUUUUUAAGAACCAUAUCGCAAAUGUAACGUUUUGUUCUUUGUGUAACACACUGAGAAUUUGGUUGCAGACACCUGAGCCAGGAAAAAUACUUGUGUGUCUUAGCAGCCAAUAGUUUCUAUGUACUUAUGAUGCACAUUGGGUAGUUCCUAUAAAUCCCACCUAACAUAUAGCAAUAAAUCUACUAAAAGAAUAACUGUAAAAUGCACCAGCCUACAUAAGUGCUGCAUUUAUGGUCUAAUGAGCACCCUUUUUAAAGUUACCUAAUAACCAAAUUUCAACACUUAGUCCAUUGUGGUUAUUUAUAGGGUUAUUAGAUCUGUUAAAUUAAUUAACAAAUUGAGGACCAAAUCCUGCUCACUUUACUCAUUCCCAUUGAAAUCAGUGGGAUUACUCAUGUGAGUAAGAGGACUUGGUCAUGAAUGAACAUAUUUGGUCCACACCAAUAAAGUUGGGGGAGGGGAGCGUUUGAUAAGAUAGUAGUGCUUAGUACAUCAAAGCUACAUUAUAAAAGAUGACCAUUUUAGGAAUAAUGGGACAUUACUAGUAAAUUCUAUGGACACCUAAGAGAGGUCUCCUUUCUAAAACAUGUAAAAAUCAUGGUAGCUUGUUUAGACCGUGUUAGGGUUUGGACAAAAUCUGAUAUUUUUGGCUUUGUGGAAGAUGGAAAUACUUAGGCAAGGGGACUUUUUGUAUGGCAUCCAAACUAAUUUCUACUUCUUUCAUAGUAACAGGUAAAGUGCUUCUGCCAUUAAUGCCAAACAGCAUGGUGCUUAUCAGGAGAUCUUAACUGGAUAGUUAAGUACCAAAGGGCUAAAGUCAGCAUAUAAUAAAACUUUUAGUCUUGGGGU